Molecule: messenger RNA, 327 nt
Organism: Lactuca virosa
Lineage: Eukaryota; Viridiplantae; Streptophyta; Magnoliopsida; Asterales; Asteraceae
Source: the annotation of a GenBank genome assembly
AUGAGAGCAAGAUCCUGGUUGUAUGGAACAGGGUGUCUUAGAAGCUUCAUAGCAGACUAUGGGGUUCCAUUGAUGGUUGUAGUGUGGACAUCACUCUCUUUCUGUGUACUAAGCAAAGUUCCAUCUGGUGUUCCUAGAAGGCUCUGUAUCCAACUCUUAUGGGAUUCUAAAUCUUUAUACCAUUGGACUGACAUGGGCAAGGUUCCUCCAGUUUAUAUCUUGGCUGCCUUCAUCCCAGCAGUUAUGAUAGCUGGGCUCUAUUUCUUUGACCAUAGCGUUGCUUCAACGAACAAAGAGUCAGAAACUUUCUACAAUCGAUUCUCUUAG